UUUGCGUGAAAACGAAAAAUAUCGAAGUCGGUGCCAUCACAGCUCUGCUGUAUUGACGCAACGGAUCUCUCUGUUAUUCGUCCACUUUUCCCCUUUUGCUGCCAGCAAGCAAGCACGAAAUAAUAAGAUGACGGAUGAGUCUACUACUAACAAUGAAAGCGACGACGGUCCCAGAGAUGCUGAUGUAGCUGCUGCGCGCUCGGCUUUCAUUGAGUUUUCAUUUCAUGGUGGAGCCCAAGGACCUGGGACGGACAACACUAGCGCUGCUACAGACGCAGACACCAUGGCGAAUCCUGCUCCGACCAAUCAAGAUGUUCCUGCCGCUGCUGUUGGUGGGGAAAAUGCCAACACAAAUACCAAUCGUCCUCCUGGUGCCAUGCCUGGUGCCCCUCCAGGCCGAUUCUUUGUCGGUAGAGGCCAUCCUCACCACCACCGAGGAGGAAGGGGUCCCAUGAGAGGCGGCCCGAGAGAUCUACGAGGAGGACGGUUUGGCCCUCCUCAUCAGCGGAUUCACAUACGAUUAGACGGCCGUGGUGGACGAGGGGGACGAUUCCCCAUUCGAGCCACCGUCAACGGGAGAGCUCAUCCGGCUGUCCGUGUCAAUUUUCAUGGACCAAACCAUAAUAAUAGGCCUGCUUUCAAUACUGGCAACAACAACAACAAUCCACAACAACCCCGUCGUCAUGGUCCUCAUCCACACCAUCAAGUUCAUAUUGGAAACCGAUUACCCAGACUGCAACCACAGGUUGUCCCAGAAACGGGUCAACAGUUUAGUUCGAAUAAUGAAGGUGGCAGCAUCAAUGACAGUGACGUAGAUGAUGCCUUCAAAUGCUCUAUUUGCUAUGAUAUCAUGAACGAUCCCGUGGGCUGUGGCAAGUGUGCCGCACGAUUCUGCUUUGCUUGCUUGCGGAGAGUGACAGAGUUAGCACUCAUACAGCAACAACAACAACAACUACAGCAAGGGCUUCCUCCUGGGACUAACAACAACCCACCAAGGUGUCCUGUUUGCCGAUCCGAAAUUGCCGAUCCGGAGGAUAUUGAGCACGAUGCCAACUUGAGAGGCCGGAUUGAACAAUUGCCUCCCAUCCCUUGUCGCUAUCAAGGAUGCCCAGAAAUGAUUCGCAUUCAUCAUAUCGGCAACCACGAAAAUGUUUGCCCGCACGUCAAAGUCCAAUGCCGAUAUCAAUCUUUUGGUUGCCAAUGGACUGGGAAACGAGGCGACCUCAGUGCACACGAACAGAAUGACUGCCACUUGUCACGCGUCUCCGAGUUGGUGGAGAGAUUCCGAGAAACUCAAAUCCGCAUGGCACACCUCCACCAGACUGUCAUGGCCAAUGGCAGCAUGAUGGAACUCCAGAGGAUUCGCAUGCAAAGAGAAAGCAAUCAGGUCUCCAUUGGGAAUCUCUUCCAUCAUAUCCAAUUCGUGCACAUGUUGACAUGCUGCACGCCUCGCUUUCUGCUUUCCAAGGACAUUUGGGCUUCGUUUCAUGCCGAUCCCAUGGGCAGAGCUGUAGUGGCCAAUUUUUGUACACUGUUGCCAACUGCCAUCGUUACUGUCAAAACGAUGGCCGCAUUCUAUCGGCAAAUGAUUGUCGCAUCCCAUCACCUGCACGAAUCCGAGGACAGGCUAUUUGACUUUGUGGAUGGAUUAUCUCUUUUGUUAAUCCUGGGCUGUUUGGCGAUCAUUAUUGGCAUUGGGCUCUUUGCAGACCCAGCUGCGCCUCAUGUGUGGCAAACGUUGGCUCUCCCAUGGCCUCAGCGGUUGGGAGGUGCCCAACGCUUGGGCAGCACGCAUAUGAUACAAUACAUUGUGACAAUAGCCAUGCUGGGAACUCAUGCAUGUGCUUUGGACAGUGCAACCAAUACAUUUCGGGCAACUCUCAUGUGGGCUUGGUUGUGUUUGACUUCCACUUUUUUCCCGGCCGUCAUAGUUUUCAUGACGAUGGCCACCAACGGAAUGCCUUCAGCCGUGAACGACCAAUCGGCUCAAAUUGUGUUUCAAGCGGGAAGAGCUGUGCGGCCUCUGUGGUUUAGCUUUUGUUAUGCGUUUCCAUGUUUGGCCUUUGGGGUACUGCCCUGUCUCGAUGCAGCGGUGUUACUGUACGUGGGACGUGAAUUCGUGAAGCGAGUUCUGUUGGUAGAGCGCGUCCUUCAGGUUGGUGAAGGGGAAACAUUUGGAAAUGUCUUUACCAAUGUACCACUCCCUGCUUUCUACGUAUACAUUGGAGCUCGCGCGGCAAUGAGGGCAAAUGAAUUUCCUCGUGUGGAGUGGAUGCAGAGCUUUGACUUUGUCGCAGUUGCCAUUCUGGUUAUCACGACCAAGUGUCUUCUGUGGAGGACCAUCAAAGCUGCAACUCAGGUCGGCCUCUACAUUAUGAACCAAGCAAGGAUGCGAAGCAGCCCGCUUCGAUCGGAGACCAGUGGUUGUGGCACCGCCAUGUUUACCAUUUGGUGUCUCCUGUUGGGAGCCCUUGUGGUUACCUAGCGCUAGCAAGAUAGAACUUCACCACUGGACGAGGUCCAACACGAAAGGACCAUCAAGCCAAUCCAACCUCGCCUCUAGUAGAAGAGCACCGAUAAAAAUGUGCCAUGUGAACGCUAAUGAGCUGGUCUUCCGGUGCUAGUGCUGGAAAAGUGUAACACCGCGAAGACAAGCAGGGACCAUAUUAUGCAGCUAAGCAAAAUAGUUCCAUCUGCAUUGAUAGUGCAGUAUCCUUGAACUGAAGGAUUAUUGUUGCUACUGUAGCGUGAUGUACGAGUAGUGAUAAAGAAUUGUGUAGUUCUACAGGUUGAAUAGACGACUAUUCUAGUUGAGCUGAGAUGGAGACGGAUUAUAGAAUCCAUUCUGUGGGUACCCGGUAGUCUAGCCAUAGC
Messenger RNA from Seminavis robusta, 2874 nucleotides. Lineage: Eukaryota; Bacillariophyta; Bacillariophyceae; Naviculales; Naviculaceae. The record is from the annotation of a GenBank genome assembly.